GCAGCGAUCAGUGUCACCUUGGAUGAAUAACGUUCACGGCUUCUGAACGGAUGAAAGAAAACGACACAUUUAAAUUCAGCAUGUUGGCACGCGAACGGUAGCGAGUUGGUGCUCGACACAGUGGCUGCGGUUGAGGUUUGCUAAUUGUGCUAGAGGAAAAGUCAGGAGGUUUCAUCCUCUGGGGACCAUGGAUACGUCAUUUGACUAAUAAGAAUAAUAACAGUACGAGUUGUCCUGGUGCAACAAAACUAAGAAGUAUGCUGAUGUUUGGUGCAAUAUCGCUACAAACUUUUAUCACAACAUUUUCCGACCCACACGUCCCAUUAAUCCUGCGUUCGGGCUGUUACCUCGAAUGCAUUUGUACAUUUUUUUCCGAGGAUCAAAUCACUGACCUGCUGCGUUUAAUCACAGACUUUAAGAUGCUUGUCACCGGCUCAUCUACUUGAACUUAUUUUCUCAUUUCACUCCCAAAUCCCUUUGUCACGACAACAGGGUGCAGUUUUUGAGUGUAGUUCAAAGUGGGGUCAUGUUAUUAUCCACUUAAGCUCUUGAAUAUGAUUUUACCGAGCAAGCAGUCAGAGGUUGGAUCAGACGAGGGUUUUGGUGGAGGAAUGGAAACGCCACUGUCAGUGAUGAGUUAGUUCUCUUGAAACAAAACAAUUCAUUUCAUGGAUAGUUUCUCACAGGCCUGUCACACCUUACAAACUUACUUAAACACACACACACACACACACACACACACACACACACAGACACAGACAGACAGACAGACAGACAGACAGACAGACAGUAAGGGUCUAACAAACAAACCUCUGUAUUCAGUUUUCUGUGAAACCACUGUCCUCCGUCCCUUUUUUGUUUAUUUUCUGUUGUACUCUGAUUUGAUUUGGUUUCUGUAGAUGUAUCUUUACUGAAAAAAUACAUUGUUGUUUUGCACGACUCUUCCCUCUUUUGCAUUGGUUACAUUUUUCGGUGUUUGCAUUUUCGAGUGUCUUUUUCUUUUAAUUUUUCUUCUUUCUUUGCUUUUUUUCCCCGUUCCCCUCCUUUUUUUUUUAUCUGAACAGAACAAUAAGGACAGAAUGUUUGAGGUCAAUGUUCGUGACCUGGAGCAGAAAUGCAGGUCGCAGAGUGAACACUUCCACCAGCUGUCCAAAGACCUGCUGAAUUUCGGUUUGCAAUCAGAUACUGGGGACAUCCUUAAAAUUAAUCCGUCCCGGAUCCCCCUUUCACCGGACAAGAAACUCCCACGAGUCGUCGUUGGAUUUGAAGCCCAACCAGAGAAAGGCAAUGAGAAUGUGGCAAACACGCCGCUGCUGAUCUCCCAGUUCUUGUCCUGCACGCCCGAGACUGGAGGCCAAGAACGACUGCGACUGCUCUCUGUCAAAUCUAGCACCGUGAUAGCGGACCACCCCAGCAGCCCUCGACAGCGGACUCCAUCAGAGAUGGAUGAUGAGGCCACCCCAACACCCAGGUCCAAGCCUCGCUACACAGGCCCGGUCCGCCUUUGCACUGCCCGCUACAGUUAUAACCCUUACGAUGGACCAAACGAGCAUCCUGAAGCAGAGCUCCCCCUUGUGGCUGGAAAGUAUCUGUACGUGUAUGGAAACAUGGAUGAUGAUGGCUUCUAUGAAGGGGAACUGCUGGAUGGCCAGCGUGGACUUGUCCCUUCCAACUUCGUGGAGUUUGUCCAGGACAAGGAAAAACCAGCUGGGGAGGGAGGGGACAACCUGGGCCAACUGGACCAUACACCCCUGGCCUUGAUGGCAGUAGAUGGUGGUGCCUCCCAGGACGGCCACCUGGGCUCAGCUAACGCCUUGGUUCCCUGUAGCAAUGGGACUGGGGGGCCACUUGACCCCGAGGACCUGGCUGAAGAUGUUGUGCCUUAUCCCCGAAAGAUCAACUUGAUCAAACAGCUGGCACGAAGCGUCAUCGUGGCCUGGGAGCCUCCACUAGUGCCUUUGGGCUGGGGGAGCAUCUCUGGUUACAACGUGUUAGUAGACGGGGAACUUCGUGCCAGUGUACAGUACGGUGGCCGGACCAAGAGUUUGCUGGAGAAGCUGGACCUGGACGGCUGCGUGCAUCGCGUGUCCGUGCAGUGCGCCACCGACCGCGGCCUGUCAGACGAGCUGCGGUGCACCUUGCUGGUGGGAGCCAACGUGGUGGUGGCACCGUGCGGCCUGCGAGUGGAUGACAUCCAGCGUGACACUGCCGAGCUCUCCUGGUUGCCUAGCAACAGUAACUAUGGUCACACUGUGUUCUUAGACGGGGCAGAGCACGCGGUAGUAAAGCCAGGAAGGUACAGACUGCGCUUCCUCAACCUGAAGCCCCUGACGGUGUACAAAGUGACGGUGGCGGCACAGCCGCACCAGGUGCCAUGGCAACUGCCGCUGGAACAGAGGGAGAGGAAAGAAGCUGGUGUGGAGUUCUGCACUCAGGCUGCAGGUCCAACACCAUAUUGCAGAACAGGUCCUCCCCAGCCUCCCCACGAUGUACGGGUGCUUUGUGGGCAGGCUCCAGGGGUCCUGCAGGUCUGCUGGAAGCCCCCAAUGCUCUCUCCCACAGGCACAUCUAAUGGGGCAAAUGUCAUUGGCUAUGCAGUAUGCACUAAAGGACAGAGGAUAGCUGAGGUGUUGUUCCCAAUGGCAGACUAUGUCGCUGUCGAGCUGACAAGGAUUCAGUGCCUGGAGGCCAGGGAAGUCAUCGUCAGGACGCUGUCAGUACAGGGAGAAUCCCAGGACUCCCAAGUCGCCGUCAUUCCAAACAACCUGCUUGUGCCUCUACCUGCGAUUCCCCUGCCACCGCCAAUGCACCCCCACACAGGCCCUCCUCCACACCCCCACACUGGCCCUCCUCCUCCACACCCCCACACUGGCCCUCCUCCUCCACACCCCCACACAGGCCCUCCUCCACACCCGCAUGCUCAGCACCACCUCCAGUCCCCUCACCUUCCCCAUGCCCCACUCCAACUUCCUGCCCCACCCCAGGCACAUGGUCAACCAAUCCCCGCCCAUCCUCAACCGCACCCCAGACUUCCCCAUCCUGGUGGACCUCCACAACCCCAGCUUCGACCCCCACAUCCCCAGCCGCAGCCCCUCCAUCUUCAGCCACGCCCACCUCACCAGGGUCCCAGGCCCCAGCACCAACUGCCUCUGCUACCCCACCCCCACCCCCAACCCCACCCUAUACCUCAGAGACCAGUAAGUGCCAGAGAACUGGAUGCCAAAGAGCAUGCGGCCCACCAUGGAGGAGCUAUUCAACCUAGCCAGCCUGGUUGGGAACCCAUGCGCUCACCCUCUUCCCAGCCUCCUGUGCCCAUGCAAGGUCACACCCUUGAGCCCCCACCAUCUGCCAAUCCACGCUCCCCUUCCCCACAAAGGAUUCUGCCGCAGCCCCGAGGCACGCUUAUCCCAGACACCGUCGCCAAAGCCAUUGCCCGAGAAGCAGCGCAGAGGGUGGCAGCAGAAAGUGGCAAGGGGGACAGGAGGCAGGGCAGGUACGGAGAGCAGGGUCACUCAUUUUAUCAGCAUCACUCUGACGAGGAGGACGAAGACGAGGAAGGGUUUGCGCGCGGCCGUCGGAGAGGACCCUCCGUUGAUGAGUUCCUCAGAGGCUCUGAGCUGGGGAGGCCGCCUAACUAUAGUCACGAUGAAGAUUAUCACAGCGAAAGCAGCCGAGGCUCUGACCUGUCUGACAUCAUGGAAGAGGAGGAGGAGGAGCUGUACUCUGAGAUGCAGCAUGAAGAGGGACGUCGACGCAACUCGCACAACACACCCAAGACAAACACUCCUGGCGGGGGCGGUCACAACCGGGAGUCGGGGAGAAGAGUUCAUCACGGCGGCCCCCAACCUCAGAGACGACCUCUAAUGGUCCCUUCCAUUGAGGUAACCUCUGAGAAUAACAGUGAGGGAAACCUCUCCCCCAUCACCGAGGAUGUUUACUAUGGCAAAGUAGCUCGGCACAGGACAUGGUCAUCCCGCAGGCACAUGGGCGGCACCAGGUCUCCCCAUGAUGGAUACAGGGAUCGCCGCUCUCCCCCGUACUAUGAUGAGUCAGAGACCGAGGAAUCCUUCCGGAUCUUUGUGGCCCUCUUUGACUACGAUCCCCUGUCCAUGUCACCCAACCCUGACGCAGCCGAUGAGGAGCUGCCCUUCAAAGAGGGGCAGAUCAUUAGGGUAUACGGUGACAAAGAUACAGAUGGGUUUUACAGAGGCGAAGUGAGGGGCAGGAUGGGGCUGAUCCCCUGUAACAUGGUGUCGGAGAUACGAGCGGAGGACGAGGAGACCAUGGACCAGCUCAUCAAACAGGGCUUCCUGCCGCUCAGCACGCCGGUGGACAGGAUAGAGCAGAACCGAAGAGGCCUCCGUCGAGAUCAGGCCUCGAGGAGGAUGGUGGCGCUGUACGACUACGACCCCAGAGAGAGCUCCCCCAAUGUCGAUGUUGAGGCUGAGCUCACCUUCUGUGCUGGUGACAUCAUGGCUGUGUUUGGAGAUAUCGAUGAAGACGGGUUCUAUUAUGGUGAGAUCAACGGCCACCGCGGUCUGGUUCCCUCCAACUUCCUGGAAGAAGUGCCUGAUGACGUGGAGGUGUAUCUGACCGAUACUCCGUCCCACUACCCCCAGGAAGAGCCUGCCAACCGGCCCCCUGCCAACUCCGCCGCCGCCGCCGCCGCCUCCGCCUCCGUCUCAGAGGGCAAACGGGUCACCACAGAAACCUCUGACGCGGCCGACAACGACACCGUCACCCCCGUCCGAGCGCCGUCCCCGAUCGUCCGCCCCCUCCUGCCGGGCACCAUGAGGCCUCUCAGCCCCGCGAGGGGCCACCACCUUCCGCUGGACCCCCGGGACCCUCAUAACCUGGCCAACAAGAAGAAGAAAGGACUUCUUUCCAAGGGGAAGAAGCUGCUGAAGAGACUCUCCCCAGUGAAAUAAAAACAAAGCAUAUAUGUACAAUAUGUGCACAUGCCAGGCUCUGUAUAUUUGCAUCCAUGCAAUCAACUCUGAUCCAACAACAGACAAGAGAGGAUGCGAGCUGUGUCCCCCGGACUGCGUGGGCCUAUUUAAAUAUAACCAGUCAUACAAUUAUUCAUGUUGGGUGAUCGCUAACGAAUCAACUAGAUUAUGUACAGUGCAGUGCCAAAAUCAAGCGAGGGGGUCAGCUGCAGACACAAAAAACACAUUACUGUGAUGUAUUUUGAAUCAAGAGAUAUUUAAAAAGAAAAAAAAAACUAGGAUUUUCAUGACAUACAUUUCUCUCUUUUCUUUACCACCAAGUCAAAGAAAAUUGACAUUUAUUUCAAGCAGGGUAGCUGUGAAAGCAAAGCGUCUAGUUACAUUUCCGACAGGGCUUUUUCUCAGCCCCCAAAAAUACAUAAAAAACAUACAAUUUUCUGGAGUAUCAGUGUCAAUACAAGGAAACAGACACUGGGCUCCCUUGAGGAAAAUCUCAAAUAGACUACACUGUUCUCGAGGCAUUCUGCGAAGUAAUGCUGGCUGCUAACACAAAGGCUUUAUUCAGUGCAAUAUCAUAGAGAGGUGGUAGCAUACUUGUACGUGGGGAUGGAAAGAAAUAAAAAAAUAAAAUACAAGAAAUGCGGAAGGGCAACAGGGCAUUGGGGUCGGAGACACCAGGCAAGCUCGGCUGUCUCAGUGGCCUUUAUGAAAUUAAACCCCCCACUAUGUGAGCGCGACGGUCCCCGUCUGAUCACGAGGCUCAACUCACGCCAGACCUUUUGUUUCGUGCUCUUUUUUUCUUGUCAUUUCGGAUGAACCGAUGAUUUCGAUGCGAUCGGGCAUCGUUCCGUUCCGUUGUCCUCGCCGUCCAACUGUCAUGAAACGCCUAGUUGAAGACAAAAUUUUGUGUCUGUCUUCCUAUUGCACAAAGGUGGGUGUUUUGUCUGAUGAUUGGUAAGACAUGUUUCGUGGGCCUGUGUGUGUGUGUGUGUGUGUGCGUGUGUGUGUGUGUGUGUGCAUAAGGCAGUAUGUGACGCAUUUAUUGUUUUGCACCUGUCACGUUGCUUGUUCACUGGUGUUUUUGUCUGUCACGGAGGCGAGGCCAUGUCCUUUGCUGGUCCUGUGAUCCAGUGAUGUGCUGCUACCUCCAUUGCCUGUGCGCCGUUUCGUUCUGUCGUCUCAUGUCCCCCGUCGAGGGGCCGACGCCGAAGCCUCAUCUGUGGAAAGAACCCGCAAAUCAAAAUUGGCAAGGUGUUGCAUGUGCUGUUUCCUGAGGUCUGUGGAGAUGAAUAUGAACCCAUUCGGCAUUUAUCUCCCACACGACUCGCACUCGCGCACACAAGGACGACACCAUACAAAGUGGACACGUCAGGGAAUCUGGUGCAGAGCGUGAUGUCUUUUUUUUUUUUGUGCUUUAUUCCCGUGAUCUUUGGAUAAUUUAACGAUUUACAAAAAUAAGCGAACGCACCGAGGGAGUCUGCAGGGCGCAGACGCUGCUGUCGCUCCGUCUAGGUGUGUCGACUCGCUGGAAUUUGAUGUAUUUAAUGAAGUCUGGAUGAAAAAGAAAAAAAACAACUCUUAUCUGCAUAUUGCCACUGAAGGAUUUGCAGCAGAAGAUGUGAUCCGGGCCAGCAGAAACUGUGUAAUGCUCUCACAUCCCGUCACAUCCACCGGCUGCUAAAUCAGUUACUGGUUGGAUUUAUUUUCAGUGUAACAAGCUCCAGAUAAUGAGAGAUCAGGCCGCGACGAGUGAGAAAUCACAACCAGCCUGAAUCUAAACUGAGUGUUAGCGUGAUUAGUCAAAUUUGACACUGAGCAUUUCACAUUUUUUUUUCUAUUUUGUUUUUGUUUUUAAUUCUUACAAUCAACAGUCAUUCGCGGCUCUCAAAUAUCCCACUAGAGCCAGGAUUUCAAAAGAAACUACUGAAAAGUUUACUUUGAUGGUUUCGACUGCCAGGGUUAAUCAGAUUCUGUAUGGAAGCCCUGGUGUGACAAAAAAAAAGAAAAAAAGAUCAUAUGUAUUUUUUCAUUUACACGUUCUUUUUUUUCUGAAUUAUCUGUCUCUCAAUCACAUUGAGAUUAAUGAAAAGCUGAACCUCACCCAUCACUUAUAGUCACAGCAAGUUCAAAUGCAUUUAUGGAGUAGCCAAAACACAACCUACUUACCUCUCUGGCUUUCAAGGUGACAGCCAUUGUGUGCGUGUUAAUUAUGAAAGAUUAUGGGAAUAAUGUUUUAAACAAUAAGAGUCCUCACACUGCACCAACAUUUUGUGUGGUGUGGGGUCGACCAGAAAUACCCAAGAAAUCAACUACUGAUUAGAGUGAUAGCUUUGAUAAUUAAAAACAAAACAAAACAACAACUCUCUUUUUAGUUUUUAACGUCCAUUUAAUCCUGUCGAUCUCCAGUCGUCCUUCAUGUCACAUUGCGCAAGAAAGAGGAGUCAGAUACGAGUUAACUGUGUGAAGUGAUUUAUUGGUGUGAUCGAUGAAAUGUGAUGACAGAGAGAUGGUUGCCAAAAUGUAAUGUGGGUAAAUUUCCACCAGUGAUCGGUUUACAUUGAUUCUUUUUGUUCCAAAGCUGUUUAUAUAUAGUUUCUCAUGCAGUCUUUCAUAAAGUUGAAACAACAUGGUGUCCCCGAUACCAAAUCAUUCGCCUGUGAAUGGGUGUAGUGUCUCUAAACACUUGUAGCUCUUUUGUACUUUGAUCCAUUUGUAGGUAAUUUCUAAAUGUUUCUAUACUUGAUUUUACGACAGCCUUUUUUUUAGCGCACCGAGAUUGAUCCUCUCCCUGUAAACGGCCGCAAGCGUUCUUCAUAGUGUCCUUUGGAAAUCAGAUGUAUCAGUCCACCGUAUGUGCUCGCUUUGUGAAUCAAAGUAAAAAAAGAAAAAGAGAAAUCCUUGGACAGUAUUUAUGGUGAUUAAUUAUGUGUGGGUGUGCAUGUGGAAAAAGAAAAUAGCCUACGACUUUUAUAACCAAAUUAAAUUUGAUA
This is a messenger RNA of Scophthalmus maximus (turbot), 7939 nucleotides long. RefSeq names its product RIMS binding protein 2a (gene rimbp2a). NCBI's taxonomy places the organism in Eukaryota, Metazoa, Chordata, Actinopteri, Pleuronectiformes, Scophthalmidae. The transcript has 19 exons. Gene Ontology annotation, molecular function: protein binding. The record is from RefSeq and is a predicted model, not a curated record. Gene Ontology annotation, biological process: neuromuscular synaptic transmission. Bases 1080 to 4928 code for a protein of 1282 amino acids.